Molecule: messenger RNA, 1221 nt
Organism: Aspergillus neoniger CBS 115656
Lineage: Eukaryota; Fungi; Ascomycota; Eurotiomycetes; Eurotiales; Aspergillaceae
Gene: kin28
Product: TFIIH complex serine/threonine-protein kinase subunit KIN28
Exons: 2
Coding region: 1-1221 (406 amino acids)
Biological process (GO): protein phosphorylation; positive regulation of transcription by RNA polymerase II
Cellular component (GO): cytoplasm; nucleus; transcription factor TFIIH holo complex
Molecular function (GO): ATP binding; RNA polymerase II CTD heptapeptide repeat kinase activity; cyclin-dependent protein serine/threonine kinase activity
Source: RefSeq, a predicted model, not a curated record
AUGGCGGUUUCGCCUUUGGUCCCUCACGCUUCAUCAGUUGCAGCUUUAAGCUCAAAUGCAGGCAAUAAGUUCGAGAAUGACUCUGGCACCAACUCACCUAACAAGACGAAGCGCUCAUCGUCGCCCCAGCGCAUGAAGAACCCUGACCGUGAGAUCACGGAGCAACUUAACGACGAUGUGAGGCACAAGUACAUAAAAGAUAAGAAGUUGGGUGAGGGAACUUAUGCUGUAGUGUUUCUCGGACACCUCCGCACCGACCCAUCGUCAUUUGUUGCAAUAAAGAAGAUCAAGGUCAAUGCUGAAUACAAGGAUGGGCUUUCUAUGGACGCUAUCCGAGAGGUAAAAUAUCUCCAAGAGCUUUCUCAUCCAAAUAUAAUCGCACUCCACGAUGUGUUCUCGUCCAAGGAUCAAAACCUAAAUCUGGUCCUCGAAUACCUGCCACGCGGUGAUCUUGAGAUGCUCAUCAGGGAUAGCAAUAUUCAUUACGGUGCCGCCGAUGUUAAAGCCUGGAUGGGCAUGCUUGCUAGGGGUGUUUGGUUCUGUCACGAAAAUUACAUCCUGCACCGAGAUAUCAAACCAAACAAUCUUCUAGUCGCCGCUGACGGCGAGGUCAAGCUGGCAGAUUUCGGUUUGGCCAGGUCCUUCGCCGACCCAUACUUGAAUAUGACACACCAGGUGAUCACACGCUGGUAUCGACCCCCCGAGCUGCUUUUCGGUGCGCGACAGUAUUCUGGAGCUGUCGACGUUUGGUCCAUGGGAAUGGUUUUUGCUGAACUCCUUCUACGGGUUCCAUUUGUCGCAGGGAAUUCAGACUUGGAUCAAAUCUCCAAGAUUUGCGAAGCCUUCGGGACACCAACUGAGGAGAACUGGCCAGGCGUGACUAGAUUGCCAAAUUACAUACCUGCCGAUCCGAAUCAUAUUGUGCCUUUACAAGGUCGAGAUUUCUUUCUCCGGCAGUUUCCCACGGCUGGGCCUGUUGGGGCAGAUUUGCUCAUGUCGAUGUGUACCCUGGACCCCAGAAAACGAGGCACCGCCUGCCAAAUCCUACAACACGGCUGGUGGCUUGCUGAACCGAAGCCAACUAAGAAACAAGAUCUUCCUAGAAAAGUUGGCGGAACCAAAAAGAUGGGCGAUGAUUUAACGAGGCGAGGUGGGGAGCUUGACGAUACUUCCUUUAAAAAUGCCGCUCGACAAUUGGAUUUUGGCGCGGCAAGGGACUGA